This is a messenger RNA of Trematomus bernacchii (emerald rockcod), 1902 nucleotides long. RefSeq names its product Xan_ur_permease domain-containing protein. The transcript is spliced from 12 exons. Gene Ontology annotation, biological process: transmembrane transport. Gene Ontology annotation, cellular component: membrane. The record is from RefSeq and is a predicted model, not a curated record. Bases 31 to 1890 code for a protein of 619 amino acids. Lineage: Eukaryota; Metazoa; Chordata; Actinopteri; Perciformes; Nototheniidae. Gene Ontology annotation, molecular function: transmembrane transporter activity.
ACCACCUGAGCCUAUAGGGCUGAAGCUGACAUGGCUCCAGAAAAGGACAGUAAUGGUCUUGACAACUAUGCAUUUGCACGUGAAGGGCGCUUUUGUGAUCUACCGGACACACAACAUGGAGAAGAAUUGGACAUGUCCAUGGAGUCAGACAACAACAAGCUAGUAUACUGCGUAACAGAUGUGCCUCCCUGGUACCUGUGCAUCAUCCUCGGCAUCCAGCACUGUUUGACGGCGUUUGGAGGAAUCAUCGCCAUUCCGUUAAUCCUGUCUCAGGGGUUGUGUCUGCAGUUUGAUGGCAUCACACAGAGCCACCUCAUCAGCACCAUCUUCUUCGUCUCCGGUGUUUGCACUCUGUUGCAAGUUACCUUCGGCAUCAGACUGCCCAUACUUCAAGGUGGGACCUUCACAUUGCUGGCACCGUCCAUGGCAAUGCUGUCCAUGCCGGAGUGGCAGUGCCCUGCUUGGACCCAAAAUGCCAGCCUGGUCAACACCUCCUCCAUAGAAUUCACUGAAGUAUGGCAGACUCGAAUGAGAGCACUGCAGGGGUCCAUUAUGGUGGGCUCACUGUUCCAGGUGUUUGUAGGUUUCUCCGGCCUCAUCGGCCUCUUCAUGCGCUUCAUUGGACCUCUGACCAUCGCUCCCACCAUCUCUCUCAUUGGACUGUCCCUGUUUGACUCAGCUGGUACCAGUGCUGGCAACCACUGGGGCAUCUCUACUAUGACCAUAGCACUGAUCAUCCUGUUCUCACAGUACCUCCGUCACAUACCUGUGCCAUUCCCUGCGUACAGCAAGGAGAAAAAACUGCACACGUCCAAUGUCUACGUCUUUCAGAUUCUCCCUGUUCUUCUUGGAAUCACUUUGUCUUGGCUCAUCUGCUACAUUUUAACAACAUACAAUGCGCUUCCUAGUGAACCAAGUCAAUAUGGCUACCUAGCCCGCACUGAUCUAAAGGGAGAUGUUAUCAGCCAAGCUCCCUGGUUCCGUUUUCCGUACCCAGGUCAGUGGGGGAUACCGACUGUGAGCCUGGCGGGGGUGAUUGGCAUCUUGGCCGGUGUGAUUUCCUCCAUGAUAGAGUCUGUAGGGGACUACCACGCAUGUGCCAGGCUCUCUGGGGCGCCACCUCCCCCUAAACAUGCUAUCAACAGGGGUAUUGGCAUUGAGGGACUGGGCUGUCUGUUGGCUGGAGCCUGCGGUACAGGAAAUGGAACCACUUCAUACAGCGAGAAUGUUGGAGCCCUUGGUAUUACAAAGGUUGGCAGUCGCAUGGUUAUUGUAGCCAGUGGAGUCCUGAUGGUUGUCAUGGGUGUGUUUGGUAAAGUGGGCGCCAUAUUCACUACUAUCCCAUCCCCUGUGGUAGGAGGGAUGUUCAUGGUUAUGUUUGGCGUCAUCUCUGCAGCAGGAGUUUCUAAUCUGCAGUAUGCAGAUAUGAAUUCUUCUCGAAACAUCUUCAUUUUUGGAUUCUCCAUGUUCUCGGGUCUGGUCAUUCCUAACUGGAUAUUCAAGAACCCCACAGCUAUUGCUACAGGUGUUGUUGAACUCGACCAGGUCUUGCAGGUUCUUCUGACAACCAGCAUGUUUGUUGGAGGUUUCUUUGGCUUCAUGCUGGACAACACAAUUCCAGGAUCAAAGCAUGAACGAGGCAUCCUGGCGUGGAACAAGGCUCACGAGGAUGAAUCCAGCAACACACUGGAGAGCGGAGAGGUCUACAACCUUCCCUUUGGCAUCAGCUCUUACUUGUCUUCCUCCUCCUGGAUCCGGUACAUACCCUUCUGCCCUCCGAUUGUGCCCGACUCCCUGGACGGAAGUGGAGCAGAUACUAAUGCCCUGGAGCCUAAGCAGCCACUUGGACAUGCAGAGCCUUCACAGAUUAUUAUUGGAGUUGCCAUGUGAGUCCUGUACUCA